Messenger RNA from Rhipicephalus microplus (southern cattle tick), 1082 nucleotides. Its product is annotated as V-type proton ATPase subunit D-like. The record is from RefSeq and is a predicted model, not a curated record. Lineage: Eukaryota; Metazoa; Arthropoda; Arachnida; Ixodida; Ixodidae. Gene Ontology annotation, molecular function: proton-transporting ATPase activity, rotational mechanism.
AGCUGCGAGGAAGAAGCGCAUGAUCGCCGUACCCAGCAGAGGUGGGACCGUUCUCCGGGAUUAGCUUGUUGUUCAAAUUCAUUGUUGUUCCGUACCUUAUUAGCUGAAAGCUAUGAGCGGCAAGGACAGGAUAGCCAUCUUCCCUUCUCGCAUGGCCAUGACCCUCAUGAGGUUACGUCUCAAGGGUGCCCAGAAGGGCCACAACUUGCUGAAAAAGAAAGCCGACGCUCUGCAGAUGCGGUUCAGGGCGAUACUGAAGAAAAUCGUGGAGACAAAGUCACUGAUGGGUGAGGUGAUGAAAGAGGCAGCAUUCUCCUUAGCCGAGGCCAAGUUCACGAGCGGCGACUUCAACCAGGUCGUUCUGCAAAAUGUCACUCGGGCUCAGGUCAAGGUCCGCUCACGAAAGGACAAUGUUGCAGGCGUGACCCUGCCGAUCUUCGAGUGCUACCAGGAAGGCACAGACACCAACGAGCUGGCCGGCUUGGCUCGUGGCGGCCAGAAGCUGGGAAAGCUGAAGAAGAACUACUUUGAGGCGGUCAAGCUGCUCGUUGAGUUGGCUUCCCUGCAGACAUCCUUCAUCACCCUCGACAGUGUCAUCAAGACCACCAACCGACGUGUGAAUGCCAUCGAGUAUGUGAUCAUUCCUCGCAUCGACCGCACUCUGCAGUACAUCACAUCUGAGCUCGACGAGAGGGAGAGGGAAGAAUUCUUCAGGCUGAAGAAAAUCCAGGAAAAGAAGAAGCAGAUCAAGGUGCGGAAGGAGGCUGAGCUGGCCAAACACAAUGCUGAGGUGGGAUUGCUUGCCGAGGCAUUUGAACACGCACCAAACAUCCUCGAGGACGCGCACGACGAAGAUAUCCUGUUCAAUUAACGGGCGUCUGCCUAUUUGCCUCGGCACGUUGUACACUGUAGUUAAGGGCAGUCAUCCAUUCUCCCCAGUUUCUCCGCUCCCACCAUACUGUGGGUCCAAAUGUAUCCAUAUAGAUAAACCAGUUAUAUUCGUUGUUAUUGUUUGACCUUUACGUUCAAAGAAUGUCCUGCUCAAAAAAUAUUUCACUGGACAAUAAAUGGUCUCUGUUGAA